Molecule: messenger RNA, 3505 nt
Organism: Prorocentrum cordatum
Lineage: Eukaryota; Dinophyceae; Prorocentrales; Prorocentraceae
Source: the annotation of a GenBank genome assembly
GCCGCGGUCAUGCGCGGCGGUCAAAGCGACGAAGAGGUCACAAGUUUUGAAUAUGACGUCCCCGCCGCUGGCAAGAAAGGUUCCCACAAGUGGAAAGGUUUCGCAGACUCUGUCGCGAAAGCGUCCCCUCUCGGAUGACAUGCUCCAGGUGUUUGACGGGGCCAUUUCCGAGGCGCAGCAUCUGGAAAGCCAUGCGGGUUGCAAAGGUUUCUGCAUCCGGUGCGAUUUGCAGAAGCGACCUAAGGUCUACGAGGCGUGUACCCUCUACGAGGGCCGGUCGUGGUUGUCACGAGGCGUUAGCCGCGGCAUAUGGGGCCUGGGGUGUAGGAUCUGCUCUGAGUUUGCGGCAUCUGGCAACCAGUGUGACGGCGCCAGGUUUUCAAAGUUUGCCAAGUUCCAGAUUCGCCCGAAGACGGGCUUCAACGCCAGGAUGCUGUUAGAGCGACAUGCCAGCAGCACGUCGCACAGAGUGGCCUGUGGGAUUACAAAGAGAAAGGGUUCCGACAUGUUCGCUCAGCCGAUUGCACCACAGCCUCUGGCGUGCCCGACCGUUUGGCCAACCGAGAGGCCAUGCGAGUCUCUGGCGACUGAGUCUGAUUCCAGGCUGAUUAAGGGAAACGUACCGACCCCAUCGGAGUGGAGAGACGCGUGGGCGGUGCUAUCAGAAGGAGUCUCUCUCCGGAAGGCCGCUCGCGUCAGCGAUAAGAGAAGCCGCGCGCCUGAUCCGGCGGCGACGCAGGCGAACAGAAUACGGAAACGCCAGCGCCGACAACUCCAAGUGAUGGCGGAAGUCCUGAGGAGAAGGAUCCGCAAAACGCUGCUCCAGGCGACUUCCAUCUCUUUGGCCAUAGAUGAGUCGAAGUACCGGAAGAUCGUGCGGUUUCGCGUCGACCUCCCGAUUGCCGCCUGCACCGCAGCCUCUGGCGCGCCCGACCUCCCUUCUGCGCGAAACAGCGGCGCGGGCCUCCACGUGGGGAACGUUGGCGCUUCAGGAUUUUGCGCGUCCGGCGUGUUAGGCCUCCUCGACUGCUCGAAAAAACACGCGUCCGACUUCGAGGAUGACCACGCUGUCACUGCGGUUAAGCAGCUCGAUGACUUUCUUACGAAAUUAUGUACGCCGCUCGGCAAAAUAAAAGGCCACAGGGGAGCGCAGCCGCUGGCGUGCGACCAGAAACUGAAAUCGCACGUGCUGGGAACAGUCACCAGUUUCGCUGCCGAUGGCGCGUCCAAGGAGCGGCGUUCAGUCUUUCUCGCUGCUCGCGAUCUGUUCCCUAACUUGUUAAUCGCGAUUCGCGACCCAGCUCGCGCCAUUCGCAUUGCCUGCAAGUCGAUGCACUGCGACGACGUGUUUGGGCAGGUAUGGAAGGAGCUGUUCGAUGAUCGGCAUGCGCUGGUUCCUGACCUGAUGAAUUCUACCAAGUGGCACAACCUUCUGGUGGCCAUCCAGGAGGACAACGUGCAUGCAGUGGCGGUGCCUGGACUCCCUGGAGGGCCCCAGCCCCUGGCGGGAAUCGUGCGGAGCUUGGCGUUCGCCAAGCAACGCUUCGACUCGACGGCGGGCCCCGUGUUGAAAAUCGCUCUCAUGCUUCUGCCGGUGGCAACCUUGCUGGCGUACAUCGCGUCCGACCGUCGCCACGAUCGGGAGCAGCGCGAGCGGGCAGGCGCCCUGUUGCGGAAAUUCGAUACUAAGUUUUGUAUGGCCGUUGGUGUGUCGGCGGAUUGGGGGAUCAUAUGCAACUGGUUCUUGCGGCUCUUCGACGUCGCCAGCCACGACAUUGCGAAGUCGCGUUCUGAGAUCGACUGCGUGGUCGAGACGUUGGACGCGGUCUUCAUGCAAGGGCGUGUCUUCCAGACGGUUCCCCAGGCGGGCUUUAUCACAGAGACGGUAAUGCGCAAUCUCCGCACCAAGUAUGUGUUCUACGCAGACGGCGACCCCGUGAUGCCAUGGGGGGAACCAGCAGCGGCGCACAAGGAGGAGCUCCUCCACCGAAUGCAGAACGUGGCGGGAUUGACAAAAGAGCGCUUGCCCCAGGACUUCCCGCGGACUGACGUCCGCUCGGCGCUGGCGAUGUUUGACCGGCGUCUCGUGCAGAAAGGUUUCGGCCCAGUGCCUGAUGUUGAAGUGCGGCGGUUCCCGUUGCGGGGCGCGCGCCAGCUGGCGGCCCUGCUCGGUUGCGACGAGCAGGCGGCGAUGCGACAGUACGACGGCGUGCUUCCCUACAUGAUGGAACAGAUGGAGCCAUCCCAGCCACUGGCGGGGGCAACUAACCAGCAGGCGUGGGCUCGCGUGCUCGACGAUGACUUUUGGGAGGCGGCUUGCCCGAGGCGUCUCCGCGGGUCUUCUCGCGUGCUCUGCCGCCUGGUGCGUUUCUACAUCUCGAUUGAAGACGGGGAGUGCACCGUCGAACGCGACUUGGCCAGAUUUCGGGACCAACGGGUAGAGCACCGCACCGAUGAUAUCGCCUUCCACGACGACGGCUUAAUCGUGAAGUUGAACGGGCCGAAGACGGCGGCUGAUUUCGACGAAGGCGCAGCUCGCUCUGGACUGGGCCUGACGUCCUUCUCCAGGGAAUGCGCCAGCCUCUGGCUGGAACUGUUCGGCCAUCGGCAUGGGCAUUACAAUCCUCACGCUACUGCGGCGGCCAAGUUAAAGAGGCGCGGUGCGCCCGGGCUUGUUCGAGGACGUGUUCGGGCCGUUCUUGGGGCCGCCCGCCUGGCCGUGGCUGCCGCGCGUCUUCGACGGGCGCGGGGCCAGUCUUCGACCGCGGUGCAUUCUGGCGCCGGCACCGAGGCGAGCGCUUUGUGGAACGAUGGCAUGGGUAAGUUCCAGGCGCGCAGCCGCAAGAAUAUACCAGGCGUCACGCAGGCGCGGGCGUGUCCAGGGGCGCCCUUCGCGAGUCCGCCCGGCGUCCACCUGGCUCCAAGACGAGGUGCGACGACGCAGCCUCUGGCGCGGCCCUCGCCGUGCAGCAAGGUAGCAAGCCUCGGCGGCGCGACCGACGCGUGCCCUGCGAGAGGUUGCGCUACUGUCAUUGGCAGACACCGCUGUGCAGAAGCAGACCUCGUCGUCGUUCCAGACUUUUCGUUCCUCCACGACUUGGAUGCGAUAGCAGCCAGCGCGGACCUGACCGUCUCUUACUUUUACAUCGCGUCGCUGGGCCUCGACGUCGUUACGAAGACACACCUUGUCUCUGCCCAGUGCCACCCAGAUGGAAUUCCACUCGGCCACCGCAUGCGCCACGUUCCAGCAAACCAGCGCGGGGAGGUGAUCCAUCUCGCGCCAGGCCUCGUCGCGGGGCAUCCAGACGUGAGGGCGGCGGCACGGCGCGUGGCCCGCAGAGCGGGGUCGAAACUCGCAGUGUCGGAAGCGCCCCCCCCAGCCGCUGGCGGGACGUGUUUCUCGAGUCUGCGCGACGUCGUCGCAUGGGCGUCUGCAGCGAGGAAAGUGAGGAAUGAAGGUGGGCCCAAGGCAGUGACCGUGGACGGAAUGCCAAUGCGCGCCUGA